CGUAACGCACACGUUCCUUAAAUUAUUAUGUAAAGACAUUUACUAACAUCCUCAAGCACUUGUAUAUAUAUAUAUAGAGAAAUAUUAUUUUUGAUCGGGGUGAGCGAUACUUUAGAUUGAUUGGAUUGCGUUAGGUAAGUGUUUGCCGUAGAAAAUGUCGGGUGCAAAAGGUGUAGUGUGUUUGAUGAUCCUCGUCGUCCUGUCUCGAGUGGCAAAAGAUGUCCGCGGUCAGAGUGGUUCCUUGUUUGCACAAACGUACAGAGACCUCUUCCUUCGAGCCCAACGGAUGACUGGUAAUUUGGUGAUCCAAUAUCCGCCUAUGGAAGCAGACGACAGGAAGCAGAAAAACUAUCCAAAAUCUGUUCCGUUCAUGUGUGCAAACCAAACUGCUGAGGGCAGAUCCAAGGUCAGACCAACGAGCGUGCAUCGGUUACGACCUGGAGAUAUAGACGUCAUAGGUGCCAUAGGUGAUUCUUUGAUAGCAGGAAACGGAGCCAUGGAGGAUUGGGCUCUUGGUACCAUGAUCGAGUACAGAGGGAUCUCUUGGUGUGCCGGAGGACAAGAGAGUUGGCGUACUUACCUAACAGUUCCCAAUAUCAUCAAAGAGUUUAAUCCAAAACUGACUGGAUACUCAACGGGAACUGGGGAAUUGCUAUCCGCUCAUUCGAGAUUCAACGUCGCAUUUCCAGUUUCUGCUGACGCUGAUGCUCUGAGGCAGGCUAAGAUUUUAGUGAAAAGGAUGAAACAGGAUAGGAGUGUAGAUUUCAAGAAUGAUUGGAAGAUGGUCACUGUGUUCUUCGGCGCAAACGAUCUUUGUUCUGCUCAGUGCUUUGAUAGAGAGCAAGCAUCGCCUCCUCAGCAUGCACGGAAGUUAAUGUUAGCUUUGGAUUACUUCAGGGAUAAUCUUCCUAGAACAUUCGUCAAUCUAAUUCCAGUCAUUGAUGCAACAGUGAGUGUACGAGUGAAGAGAUCAAUGAUGUGUAGAUUAGUUCAUACAUUAUUCUGCACGUGUUUCCAUCAAGGAGGAACGGAAGACCCGAUGACUAUCAUCAUGCAAUUGGCAAGGAAAUAUCAAAAAGUCGAAGAACAAUUGGCUUUAGAUGGAAGAUACGAGAAAAAGGAGGAUUUCGCUGUUGUCCUUCAACCAUUCAUGAAAUUAUUUAAUGCCCAAACUGAUCCAGCUCACCGAUACGACGAAGUCAUAGAUAUUUCUUAUAUCACCCACGACUGUUUCCAUUUCUCACAAAAAGGACAUGCAUUAGGAGCCAACAUGCUUUGGAACAAUAUGCUGGAGCCCGUUGGAAACAAGAGCGAGAAACGUUUGAAUUACGUCCUUGAGAAGUUCAAAUGUCCAACGCAGGAAGCACCAUUCCUCUUCACGCGGAAGAAUUCUGAGAUGUAUUUAAGGACAGGAAGACAAUGGUAUUAAAUCUAUAGAAGAUUACUUAAGAACAGGAAGAUUAUGUAAAAUGUGUUAUGAUGAUUAUUUUAUAUUAAAUUAAUUGUCUCAUUUA
Messenger RNA from Nicrophorus vespilloides, 1514 nucleotides. RefSeq names its product phospholipase B1, membrane-associated-like. The record is from RefSeq and is a predicted model, not a curated record. The transcript is spliced from 5 exons. Gene Ontology annotation, molecular function: glycerophospholipase activity. NCBI's taxonomy places the organism in Eukaryota, Metazoa, Arthropoda, Insecta, Coleoptera, Silphidae. The coding region runs from base 155 to 1429 and encodes 424 amino acids. Gene Ontology annotation, biological process: phospholipid metabolic process.